This is a messenger RNA of Melanotaenia boesemani (Boeseman's rainbowfish), 1145 nucleotides long. It is a transcript of the gene rpz2, whose product is annotated as rapunzel 2. Bases 143 to 829 code for a protein of 228 amino acids. The transcript has 2 exons. The record is from RefSeq and is a predicted model, not a curated record. Lineage: Eukaryota; Metazoa; Chordata; Actinopteri; Atheriniformes; Melanotaeniidae.
GGGGUUGUCCUUAUUUGACUAGGGUGGAAAAUGGUGGAAAGGAGAGUCAGACAGCUGCAGUAGACGGAGGGAUACAAAUCGUUUUUAUCUCUGCCCUGGACUACCUUUGUGUGGAUCUUAACGUGGCAGAAGAAAAGCAGUAAUGGCUGAUGCUACACAAAUCAAGAAAACAGCAGCUAAAGUGUUGUGCUGCGUGGAGAAGGUUUCCUCCUUCGCCUCCUCCAUUGAUCCCAUCUUUGGCAUUGUAUCCUCCCUUGUUGGAGUAGCUCGCAAGGGACUAAUGGAAGAGGAGGGCCAUGCUCUGGACAAGGACUUCCAGGCAAUCAACAACAAAUUGGAAAUUAUCUCUCAAAAGAACCAACUAUGCCUGAAGAAGAUCCGCAUUGAUGAAGUGAACGAAACAUAUGGCAAGUAUGAAGAGUAUAUAAAGCACCAAUAUAAUGCUUUCAACUACAUGGUGUCAAUGGUGAAGAAAGAUCCAGACAAUUGCCAGCGCUACAUGGACACCUUUGAGAAGACUUAUGAAAGAGACAAGUCCGACAUGAGCCUGGAUGUGUACUACCGUGGUGUGAUGGGCAUAAAAACGCAGUUUGGAAGACCUCUGUUGAAGGUGUAUCUGGACAACUGCGAUGGUGACCGUGAAAUCAUGGAGCAUCACUGUUCUCACAUCGCCCAUUUGUUCCACAUGGGCCUCAUUUCCCUCAUGGGCUACACAGCCGUUACUGAGGAUGAUGAAGAUGAGGUGCGGGAGAAGUGGGCCAGCAGGGUGGAAGACAUCCAGGAGAAGAUGCAGGAGGUGCUCCGUCAGUGCAAAGACAAAUCAUCUUAAACAUGUAUCAACAAAAAGAGGAUAUACCCUUGGUUAAAAACCAAAAACACAGAAAAGUGUCUAAUUUCACCUUUCAACUAAUUGAAAGAAGAUAAAUUAUGUAGUAAUUAAAAAUAUAUGUCAAACCAAAGCCAUGUUACAUGUGUGCACUUCAGUUGCAGCUGUUUUUCCAAAUUCCUGGAUUGAACCUAUUAUGUUGACUGUGUAUGUUAUUUUUAAGUGACCACUAUACUUACAUUUGCUAUGUGUUACAUCAAUAAAUGCUGAAGUUUUAUACAAUCUCUUCAAUAAAAUGUAUAAAUUAUUAAAUGGUUAA